Molecule: messenger RNA, 1902 nt
Organism: Meyerozyma guilliermondii ATCC 6260
Lineage: Eukaryota; Fungi; Ascomycota; Pichiomycetes; Serinales; Debaryomycetaceae
Gene: NHX1
Product: bifunctional K:H/Na:H antiporter
Exons: 1
Coding region: 1-1902 (633 amino acids)
Biological process (GO): proton transmembrane transport; sodium ion transport; vacuolar acidification
Cellular component (GO): fungal-type vacuole membrane; early endosome; late endosome
Molecular function (GO): sodium:proton antiporter activity
Source: RefSeq, a predicted model, not a curated record
AUGUCCCAAAUCCUAUUUUUGGCAGCCAAAGAAAUCAUUAAGCGUGCCGUAAGUACCGACCCCGACGACGAAGAUGGAUCCCCAGAUUUAACCACUCCUGAUGACCACUUGGACGACUCAGAUCCAGUUGCUGACGAGAUAUUCUCCUCGUGGGCAUUGUUCAUCUUGCUAUUUCUCUUGAGUUCAGCAUUGUGGUCAUCGUAUUUCUUACAACAGCGCCGUAUCAAGGCGGUCCAUGAAACAGUACUAUCGAUCUUUUAUGGAAUGAUAGUAGGAUUAAUGAUCCGUAUAAGUCCCGGACACUACAUUCAGGAUGCUGUCAAGUUUAAAUCUUCGUAUUUUUUCAACAUUUUAUUACCCCCAAUCAUCUUAAAUUCAGGAUAUGAAUUACACCAGGCCAAUUUCUUUCGAAACUUGGGUUCGAUCUUGACGUUUGCUAUACCUGGAACGUUUAUUUCGUCGUUGGUAUUGGGGCUAAUCCUCUUUAUAUGGACGGCUUUAGGGUUGGAUGGUGUUAAAUUGGAAUUUGUUGACGCUUUGGCGGUGGGUGCAACUUUAUCGGCCACUGAUCCAGUCACUAUUUUGUCUAUUUUCAACGCUUAUAAAGUCGACCCUAAGUUGUAUACCAUUAUCUUUGGAGAAUCACUCUUGAAUGAUGCCAUUUCCAUCGUCAUGUUCGAAACCUGUCAAAAGUUUCAUGGCCACCAAUUGAAAUUUUCUAGUUUUUUCGAAGGUAUUGGUUUAUUCUUGAUGACAUUUACCAUCUCCACCAUCAUCGGAAUACUAAUUGGCAUUUUCGUGGCGUUGAUAUUAAAACAUUCUCAUAUUCGAAGGUACCCACAAAUCGAAACCAGUUUGGUGCUUCUCUUCGCAUACGAGGCAUACUUUUUCUCCAAUGGUGCCCACAUGUCUGGAAUCGUCUCAUUAUUGUUUUGCGGCAUAACUUUGAAGCACUAUGCCUACUACAAUAUGUCUAGACGAACACAAAUUGCAACGAAAUACAUCUUUCAGUUAUUGGCUCAACUUUCGGAAAAUUUCAUCUUCAUUUACCUUGGAUUGUCCUUAUUCACCGAAGUUGAAUUGGUUUUCAAACCAUUGUUGAUUAUCGUCACCUUUAUCCUGAUCUGUGUUGCCAGAUGGCUGGCAGUGUUCCCAUUAUCACGGUUCUUGAACUUUAUGUAUAGGGCAAGGUUCAAGGAAUUCACCUCGCGUUCUCUCAGCGCCCCGCUGUUGACCAACCAGUCAAUUCCUGAUGAAAUAAGCCAUUCUUACCAAAUGAUGAUCUUUUGGGCUGGCUUGCGAGGUGCGGUGGGUGUUGCCUUGGCUAUGGGUAUUCAAGGUGAGGCAAAAUGGGCUCUUUUAGCUACUGUGCUAGUAGUUGUUGUGCUUACAGUGAUUCUCUUUGGAGGCACUACUGCUUCCAUGCUUGAGAUUUUAGGCAUCAAGGUUGGUUGUGUCGAUGAACAUGAUUCUGACGACGAAUUCGAUAUCGAAGCACCAAGGUUACCCAUAAGCACCCCUCCUACAAACCAUGCAUCAGGUGCGUUUGGUAAUCGAAGGUUUGGAAACUUUUCAAAUUUCAAUGGAUACGUCGACGAGGCUAGAGAUACCAAUUCUGGUGUCAAUAUGGGUUCAUUCAAACCUCAAUAUCCUCCACAGUCAACCAAUAGCUCUUCAGCUGAUCUCUUACAAGACGACGAGGCCCUAAAUCCUGAUGACAACAUUAUUCCUGAUCCUGCUCCCAUGGUCUCUGAAGCCGCUGCAAAUAACGGUGGAGUCUUGGGUGCAUUCUUGAGUGCUGAAGAGCAUGCCAGAUGGUUUACCCGAUUAGACGAAGAAAUCUUGAAGCCUGUAUUGUUAGACAAUGGAUUACAGAAGGAUAAAGAUAAUGGGCGUUCGUGA